Molecule: messenger RNA, 2244 nt
Organism: Saccharomyces paradoxus
Lineage: Eukaryota; Fungi; Ascomycota; Saccharomycetes; Saccharomycetales; Saccharomycetaceae
Gene: SLX4
Product: Slx4p
Exons: 1
Coding region: 1-2244 (747 amino acids)
Biological process (GO): DNA repair; DNA replication
Cellular component (GO): Slx1-Slx4 complex; nucleus
Source: RefSeq, a predicted model, not a curated record
AUGGAGCUCCAAAGAGCACAGCGGAAUCUGAAGUUUUUACAAAACGAGGAUUUUAUGAAUAUUACCGAUCAGGCUAACCUGAAUGGUGAGAGCCAGAGGGCCUAUUCGUUAGGAAUGGAAACUCAAGUACCGGAAGUGCAGUUUUCCCUAUCAUCUGACGAUGAUUCUAUAGGUACGCAAGAAGAACACGUUACUGCACACAAAUUACUUGUGGCGAAAGAAACAACAAAAAAAGAUACGGAAAGUAACAAAGAUGUCGAUAUAAGUUUUGACCCAACCGGUAUUUCCCAACCUGAUUUAGGAGAACCAAAUAUAGUUGAGGAGAAUGUAUUCAUUAACACCCAAAUUCAAAGCCGGCUUGAUGACGCAGAGGAGGAAACAAAUCUCAAGUUAAAACUUAAGCAAUUCAAGUAUUCGUUCAAGGACAAUAACGCAAGUGGCUGCCACAACAAUGCAAAUAUAGUGGCAAAAAGAAGGCCAGCAAUAAGGAAAACCAAUCCAAAACUCAAGCCAAAAACUAAGAGUAAACGAGACCCUAAUAUUAUCAAAAAUAUAACUGAUUUUAAUAUUAAUAACUACGAACGUUCAAGGACCGCCAGCUUAUUAAAGCAAUUAUCUGGUAAACACAAGAAGGUUUUGGAUAUAAUAAAGACCCAAAAUGAAGGAAGCAAUGGUGAAUCUUCCAAAGCAAGGAAUAGCAAGAGUGAAAAAGCUACUUUUGAUACUUAUAGUGAGCAGGAGUGGAAAUAUGUUAUGAAACUUUUUUUACAGAAGUUUCCUCACAGUGAGGAAACGGACUUGAAUGAAGUCCAGAAAUUUCUAUAUGGAUGCGAACAAAGUUCGAGUUCUUUAGACAAUCAAAAAACCUCACAACAAAAACUUUGGACAGCGUCACAAUUACCACCUGAGCUUCCCGAUGAAACUAUCCAACCAGAGCAGGAAGCAAGGAUACGAGAUACCCAGAGUGCAGUAAAUUUCUUAUCGUUAUCCCAAGUAAUGGAUGACAAAAGUGAAAUUAUGAAAGACGAAGAAAGCAUAAUUAUGUCAGGGGGAGUUUCUACAGGCUCCCAAGAAUAUGGAAACAAGUUAGAGCCACAACUAACAGUAGGAAACGUUGUUGAUGAAAAUAUUGAACUAACUGUGGGAACACGUAUAAAUGGAUUUUCACUUACCGAUUACAAAGCUUACAGACAUAUGCCCGUUGAGGUAAAUACAAGAUGUGAAAACAGUAAGAGUAAUGACUAUGACGACAUAUCUGUUGUUUCAGAUACUACAGAUGAGACGUCUACAUUAUUUCCGCUAGAUCAGUACCGAUAUGUUUUCUUAGAAAAUGAUGAAAAACCGCCAUUAACCACUGAUACCAUAGGCAGCACGCAAUUCUUCACCCCAAACACAUCACCAUUGGAUGGGAUAAUCGAUUUAACACAGGAAUCAUUCAAAGCUGUUCGGUCGUUAAUAUCACCUUUGAAGGUAGAAAACAAUAAGACAAGAACAACAUCACAGGCACUGAAUCAGGUUCAGGUCCCAGCUACAAGAACCCCCACAAUUGUUCCUCAAAAGGACCUUACUAAAGCGUUAAAAACUGAACAAGAAAUGAGUGAUAUAGGAAGUUUUAUCAGGGUUAAAUUAUUGCGAAAGAACGCAGGUAUGCUAAACCCAGAACUAAUGAAACAUAGCUGUUAUAGAGUUGAGGCAAAUGAUUCUGAAGAAGAAGAGACAGAAUUAGAUGACCAAUUGUGCAUUGCUGAUAUUCAAUUGGCAGACUCCACCAAAAUUUCGACUGAAGUAUCCAUACAGAAUCCUGGCAACAACAUUAAUGAUGUCUCUGAUGCAAGUCCCACAACUUCACCCGAGAAAUUACGUGAAAUCAUCAUGUCACAAUCAAUGAAAGAACUUCGACAAAGCUUGAAAUCAGUUGGGCUAAAACCUAUGAGGACGAAGGUCGAAAUCAUCCAAUCUUUACAAACCGCAUCACAAAUUCUCUCCAUAGCCAACCCAGGUAAUAAUGACGAGCAUCGUGGGGUGGCAAAUUUCAGUAAGAUAGAAAUAUUUGAUCAUUUAACCGAACUAAUCCAAGCUUUCCCUGAUUUUUUGGAACGGAUAUAUACCUUUGAACCCAUUCCACUGAAUGAGUUAAUCGAAAAGCUAUUCAGCGCCGAGCCGUUUGUUUCACAAAUCGACGAAAUGACCAUCAGGGAAUGGGCCGAUGUUCAAGGAAUAUGUCUGAGAAACGAUAAAAAGUAG